UGACGUAUCCGAUGUGGCUUUACGUAAUAGCUACUUGGAAACAUAAAAAGAAUGUGUUAUAAUACACCAUCGACAGUCGACAGUCGUCCGUGGUGCAUUGUGAGGCACAUUUCAUGCCGCCGGUCGUGUCAAUUGUCAUGUUCCCGCUCAUAGCAGUGCUUGUGAUCAUUAUAGCUGGAUACGUUUUACUAUCUGUCACCAAACCAAAGGACUUCCCGCCAGGUCCAAAUUGGUAUCCAAUCUUCGGAUGCAGCACAAUAGUUCAGAAGUAUACGAAACUAUACGGAUCACAAUGGAAAGGACUGUCACAGUUGGCCAAAGAAUACUCUACGCAAGUUCUCGGUAUAAAGUUAGGCUUAGAACCAAUCGUGGUGGUAUUUGGAGAGAAUAAUAUAAGGAGAGUAUUCAUGGAGAAAGAAUUCGAAGGGAGGCCGAAUAGCUUCUUCAUAAGGCUGAGAUGUCUUGGCAAAAGGAUGGGUAUUACAUUUGCUGAUGGGGAGUUGUGGAGAGAGCACCGACAGUUCACGGUGAAACAUCUAAAAAACGUAGGCUUCGGCAAAACUGCGAUGGAAGCAGAGAUAAAGAAAGAGUUGCAAAGCAUACUAAACUACAUAAACGAACAUAAAAGCAAGCCUAUCAACCCAAAGACUAUUUUGGCAAUGUCAGUAAUGAACAUACUUUGGAAAUUUACCGCAGGUGAACGUAUAAAGGAGGAGCGUUUAAACUUCCUCUUGGAUUUAUUGAGUGCGCGAUCGAAAGCAUUCUCAAUGGCCGGCGGAUGGCUGAACCAGUGGCCGUGGGUCAGGUUCCUUCUACCUGAACUAAGUGGUUUUACGCUUAUUAAGCAAAUGAACCAGCAGAUAUCGGAUAUCAUUGAGGAAACUAUUGCGAAGCACAAAAAGAAAUCAAUAACUGGAGACGACUUCAUGUACAGUUUUUUGGAAGAGAUGAAUGAAAAAAAUAAUAAAAGUUAUACAGAAGAACAACUGAAGAUCAUUUGCCUCGACAUCCUCAUAGCUGGUUCUCAAACCACUAGUAAUGUUUUGGAAUUUGCCAUUUUGACAGUAUUGAGAAACAAAGUGAUACAAGAUAAGAUAUUUGACGAAAUAAGCAACAUAUUGGGUAAUGAAACUCCAUCUUGGGCAGACAGUUCUAGAUUAGUGUACACAAUGGCGUUUCUUUUAGAAAUACAAAGAUACUUUACUAUCGUCCCGCUAGCAGGACCAAGAAGACUGCUAGAAGAUGUUAAGAUGGAUGGUUUCUUAUUGCCCAAAGACACAACUGUCCUCAUCGCAGUCGGUGAUGUGCACUUUGACCCAGAUAUAUGGGACAACCCAAAUAAGUUCAUACCAGAGAGAUUUAUAGACGAUCAAGGGAAUAUUAAGAAUACAGAGCAUAUGUAUCCGUUUGGAAUAGGUCGUAGGCGAUGUCCCGGAGAUGCUCUCGCCAAGUCGUUUAUAUUCAUAGUGUUUGUGGGGCUUAUACAGGCUUACCGCGUACAGUGCAGCAACGGUGUUCUACCUUCAGAGGAGCCGAUAAUCGGAUUAAUAUCCAGCGCUAGACCUUUUACCGCUGAGUUCGUGCCGAGGCAGUAAUAUCCUGUAGAUAAUUAUUAGCUGAUAAAUACUUUAGCGUGAACACUC
Bicyclus anynana (squinting bush brown) is the source of this 1643-nucleotide messenger RNA. RefSeq names its product probable cytochrome P450 305a1. Gene Ontology annotation, cellular component: intracellular membrane-bounded organelle; cytoplasm. The coding region runs from base 114 to 1595 and encodes 493 amino acids. The record is from RefSeq and is a predicted model, not a curated record. The transcript has 8 exons. NCBI's taxonomy places the organism in Eukaryota, Metazoa, Arthropoda, Insecta, Lepidoptera, Nymphalidae. Gene Ontology annotation, biological process: xenobiotic metabolic process. Gene Ontology annotation, molecular function: iron ion binding; oxidoreductase activity, acting on paired donors, with incorporation or reduction of molecular oxygen, reduced flavin or flavoprotein as one donor, and incorporation of one atom of oxygen; heme binding.